This is a messenger RNA of Manis javanica (Malayan pangolin), 3093 nucleotides long. It is a transcript of the gene CTTN, whose product is annotated as cortactin. Gene Ontology annotation, molecular function: actin filament binding. The record is from RefSeq and is a predicted model, not a curated record. NCBI's taxonomy places the organism in Eukaryota, Metazoa, Chordata, Mammalia, Pholidota, Manidae. Gene Ontology annotation, biological process: cell migration; regulation of actin filament polymerization. Gene Ontology annotation, cellular component: actin filament; lamellipodium; cortical actin cytoskeleton.
UCCGCCCCCGCCCGCGGAGCCGGAAGUGGACCGGGCUGCGGGGAGCUGCGGGCGCCGCGGAGCCGGGGCCGAGCGGGCGGGACCGACCCCGGCGGCGGCGGAGGCUGCCCCCGCGAAUGCCUGGCAGUACCUUGUGGGGCUCCUGUGUUUUAAACCGAGUUUUGUGAGCACCUUUCAUCUUCAGCUGGAAAGAAAGAUGUGGAAAGCGUCGGCGGGCCACGCCGUGUCCAUCGCCCAGGACGAUGGGGGAGCUGACGACUGGGAGACCGACCCCGACUUUGUGAACGAUGUAAGCGAAAAAGAACAGAGAUGGGGGGCCAAGACCGUGAAGGGGUCCGGGCACCAGGAGCACAUCAACAUACACAAGCUGCGAGAGAAUGUUUUCCAAGAACACCAGUCCCUCAAGGAGAAGGAACUCGAAACAGGGCCAAAAGCCUCCCAUGGCUAUGGAGGGAAGUUCGGCGUGGAACAGGACCGGAUGGACAAGUCGGCCGUCGGCCACGAGUACCAGUCGAAGCUUUCCAAGCACUGCUCACAGGUCGACUCCGUCCGGGGGUUCGGAGGCAAGUUCGGCGUCCAGGUGGACAGAGUUGACCAGUCCGCUGUAGGCUUCGAGUACCAGGGCAAGACCGAGAAACACGCCUCACAGAAAGACUACUCGAGUGGCUUCGGUGGCAAGUACGGCGUGCAGGCCGACCGGGUGGACAAGAGCGCGGUGGGAUUCGACUACCAGGGCAAGACUGAGAAGCACGAGUCGCAGAAAGAUUACUCCAGGGGUUUCGGCGGCAAGUACGGGAUCGACAAGGACAAGGUGGACAAGAGUGCGGUCGGUUUUGAGUAUCAAGGCAAAACGGAGAAGCACGAGUCCCAAACAGACUACGUGAAAGGGUUUGGAGGAAAAUUUGGUGUCCAGACAGACCGACAAGACAAAUGUGCCCUGGGCUGGGGUCACCAGGAGAGGCUGCAGCUGCAUGGAUCCCAGAAAGAUUAUAAGACUGGUUUCGGAGGCAGAUUUGGUGUUCAGUCCGAGAGGCAGGACUCCUGUGCUGUGGGGUUUGAUUACCAGGAGAGACUGGCCAAGCACGAGUCCCAGCAAGACUACGCCAAAGGAUUCGGUGGAAAAUACGGGGUGCAGAAGGACCGGAUGGAUAAGAAUGCUUCCACCUUUGAGGAUGUUUCCAAGGUGGCCUCCGCUUACCAGAAGACCGUCCCUGUUGAAGCAGCGAACAGCAAAGCAAGCCACAUCAGAGCCAACUUCGAAAACCUCGCGAAGGAGAGAGAGCAGGGGGGCAGGCGGAAGGCGGAGGCGGAGCGAGCCCAGCGGACAGCAAAGGGGCAGCAGGGGCAGCAGGGGCAGCAGGCGGCGCACGGACAGCUGGACGAACAAGCCAGAGCCCCGGAGCCUCCCGCCCCUGCGUCCCCCACAGCCCCGCCGGCCCGGGAGCAGCCGCCUUCAGGCCCUGUCUGUGAGGUUGGUGUCUUCACUCAGUUUGCAGAUGAGUCUGAUGCGGAGACAGCCUUCCCUCAUCUGCACUGGGAAUGCAGAGGAGACCCCUCGCCGCUCUGCUUGGUGGCGUCCGAGAGGGAGGCCUGGAGAGCAGCCUCCCUGAGCGCUGGGCGGCCUCAGGACUUGGUGCUGUUUGGGGCCGAGCCAAGCCGGGGAGGCCCUGUGAGUGGGCCUGAGCCCGAGCCCGAGCCCGAGCCCGAGCCCGUGUACAGCGUGGAGGCCGGCAGUCCCCAGGAGGCCAGCAGCCAGCAGGGCCUGGCCCACGCUCUGGAGUCCGUUCAUGAAGGCACAGACACCCCAGGCCACUAUCCAGCAGAGGAAAACACCUAUGAUGAGUAUGAAAAUGACCUCGGGAUCACAGCCAUCGCCCUCUAUGACUACCAGGCUGCGGGUGAUGAUGAAAUCUCCUUCGACCCGGAUGACAUCAUCACCAACAUUGAAAUGAUAGAUGACGGCUGGUGGCGCGGGCUCUGCAAGGGCAGGUACGGGCUCUUCCCGGCCAACUACGUGGAGCUGCGGCAGUAACUCCGGCCCCGCCCGCCCGCCCUGCCUUCUGUGCCUGCUCAGGCCCGGGGCCGCACAUCCUGCUUUACAUUUUAAGCUUCUGCUCAUGCCUGGGAAAUGUUUAUGCCACAGAAUUUGCUAAUAUAUUGCGGUCAUGUUUCUUAGGAGGACUUGGGUAAUUAUUUUUAUGCGUUUAAGGUAUUUCCUUUCUUGCCAAAUUGAUGUCACGCUGAGCCACUUCAGGGACUUGUAGUUCUCUUGGCGUGUUGUCCUUGCCCCUCUGUCAUCAGUCAGGACCCCAUGACCAGCACGAAGAUCGCUCCCUCCUUUGUGGGCCGCUUGGGCGGUGUGGGGGCACUGGCCUGCAGUCACUGCCCCAAGGCCUCCAUUUGGAGGAAGUGGGAGGGCCUGGCGGGAAGUCAGACUCAGAAACGGCUGGAGUUCGGGUAGCUUAGCAUCAUGUGGGGCAGCCUUGCAUUCAUGGCAUUUGACAGGUUUUCCCAAAGACCCGGUCCCUCUGCCAGGCCGCCUCCUCAUCUGCCCCGACGCUGUGCCCUCCUCCCGCCCCCAGCACUCAGUGUCCUUUCAGAUUGCCCGCCCCGCCCUGGCCUGCGCAGUCCAGCUGUCUGUUCUGUGGGAGGGCAGGUGCCUUCUCUGUCACAGACUGCCUAAAACGUUCUGCCCAUCGAAGUCAUGCGCUUUUUUGCCAAAAUAUGUCAAAGGACAGUAAUGCUUGAUUGAGUGACUUGGCUACAAACACGAAGUGAACCAGAGGGAGGGCUCUGACCCAGAUGCCCCUGUGGAGGCCACGUGAGGCGCGUUGCCUUCCCGAGAGACCAGCAGCCCAGCGACGCCUGCCCGUGGUCGGGCAGUGUCCAAGGGGGCACAUGGCAUGGCCUUGGGUGCUUGGGGCGUUCAUGACAAGGGGCGUGGCCUCUUCCCUGAAGUGCGUCUGCGGGAUCCUUGCUUUACCACAGUUAGGUCGGGUUUUAUAUGCAAUUACUGUAUCUAAAUUUCUGUAGCACAUCUCAUAGGUAUGAUUUUUUUAAAUUAAAUAUUCAAAUAAACCUUUUUUUGAUCCA